GGCUGGGAGAGAAAGAACAACACGGCGACACCAGCCGAUCCUGGGUCGGCCUCCUCCGCUUGCUGCGGCUGCAGUUGCCGCUCAGCUGAUCCUGGGUCGGCAACAACAGGUUGGGGAGCCGGCGCGGCGAACGGGAGGAGUCUGUCUGCCAAUCACAGCUCACCUGAUGUGAUCUAAGACAACGCCACUGAUUGAACAAGCCGAGGACACGCCCUGGACGGGACGGAUGCUGUAGGCGAGUCUGUGUCGGGAAUGCCGCCCGUCUGGUUCUCCUCAAACGGGUCGGACUCCGCCGACUGGUCUGGAAGUGACUUUUCAAUCGGCGCUCCAAAACGACCCUUUAGUCUUCUCCUCGUCCCGCGGCAGGCAAAAUGGCGCUCAACCUGAGCAAGAACGGCGUUGAGCUGAUGGCGGCCUACAAGGAGGUGGUGGACGGCCGCUCCAACACAAACUGGGCUUUGUUCACCUACGAGGGCAACAGCAACGCCAUCCGUUUGGCGGGAAAAGGAGAUGGGGGACUGGAGGAGAUGGUGGAGGAGUUGAACAGCGGGAAGGUGAUGUACGCCUUCUGUCGAGUACAAGACCCUAAUUCUGGUCUGCCCAAAUACGUCCUCAUCAACUGGACAGGUGAAGGGGUGCGGGACUCCCAAAAAGGCUUGUGUGCCAAUCACCUGAGUUCGGUCGCCAACUUCCUGAAGGGCGCCCACCUAACCAUCAACGCUCGUGACGAGGACGACGUGGAGCCAGACACCAUCUUGUCCAAAGUGUCCAAAGCGUCAGGGGCCAACUACAACUUCCACAAAACAACACAACAGUACGGAGACGUUCCCAGAGGACCUGUGGGUUCCGUUUACCGCAAAAUAAACGCUGUGGACGAAAUUCAUCAAACUGAGAAAGACACUUUUUGGGCUCACGCUCAGAGGGAGGAGGAGUCGCGGCGCCAGCAGGAGGUGAAGAGGGCGGAGCUACAGAGGCAAACCUUGGACAAGGAGAGGAGAGCAAUGGAGGAGAAAGAGGCCAAGGAUAGAGACAUCAGAGUCCACGAGAAAGCCACGUACAUCGACGAGCUAAGAAAAUUGGAGAAGCAAAGAGAAGGAGAAGACAGAGAGAAAGAACAGCUGCGGCAGAAUCAUCAGGAGAAAGAGAACACGAGGACAGGAGGCAACAAGGCCGCCUCGGUGCACGCCGCUAACGAGGCGAAGGCUUUGAUCUCUCAGCGCUCCUUCAACCCUCGAGACGUCUUCAAGCAGCGGGAGCGGAGUUUGGACCUCAACUACGGGCGCUCUUCCUCAGCCCCUAGAGCAGGGAAGCUGCAAAGCCCGUUUUUGUCCCAAACGCCCUUUGAGAGUCCAUCCAUCCUGCGGCCUCAGACUCCGCCUUCCCAAAGACCCUUUGAGGUUCCCACGAGCCCGCGGGCGGAGACUCCGCCCUUCCAGAAACCCUUUGAGGUUCCCACGAGCCCGCGGGCGGAGACUCCGCCCUUCCAGAAACCCCUGGAAAUCCAAAGCCCUUGGACUCCGCCCUCCUCGUCUUGGACUCCGCCCUCUUCUUCUCCUCCUGCCAGGAACUCGCCCGACAUGUAUCGCGGCGGCUUCUCCUAUACAGCGCCGCCAGUCGUCCCCGCCGCAGACGCGGCCGAGGACGACGAUUGGUCGGACGAGUCCGACAACGACCUCUACGAAGCCUCGCCGCGUGCGGCGUUCGUCGGCAGUCUCGAAAAGACGCUGGCGGCGCCCCCUGCUGACAGGAUGUUUCCUCUACGCACAGAAGACAACACGUACCAGGUGCCGCGGGCUGUCGGCGAGCGCCAGGUCUUUGAUGACAUCAUCCAGGACGCCAACACGGCUGAAGUUGACGAUGGAGGUCAAAACAUUUGUGCCAAGGCCGUCUACGACUACCAGGCUGCUGAUGACACAGAGAUCACCUUUGACCCGGGUGACAUCAUCAAAGGGAUUCAGAUGGUGGAUGAAGGCUGGUGGCGAGGCUACGGACCCGACGGCCAUUACGGCAUGUUUCCCGCCAACUAUGUUGAACUGUUGUAACUUUGGUCUAAAUAAAUGUUGUCUUAUGACUUGAUCGUAUUAUUCCAUUGAAGUGCCGUAGCUCGUAAGUUUUUGGUGACAUGAUGGAUAAUUGUUUGAUCAAUUGGUUUAUGAUGGGUGGGAGGAAAGUGCGUGUUGAUGACAAGAAGUGGAUAAUGUUUAUGAAAAUAAAGAUAGUGAAGCAAAUGUUGUUUUGCUGUGAACUGAAAAUGUUGUACAAAAUCCAAAACCAGUGAAGUUGUCACGUUGUGUAAAUGGUAAAUAAAAA
This is a messenger RNA of Nerophis lumbriciformis (worm pipefish), 2310 nucleotides long. RefSeq names its product drebrin-like a (gene dbnla). Lineage: Eukaryota; Metazoa; Chordata; Actinopteri; Syngnathiformes; Syngnathidae. The record is from RefSeq and is a predicted model, not a curated record. Gene Ontology annotation, biological process: positive regulation of axon extension; regulation of actin filament polymerization; neuron projection morphogenesis. Gene Ontology annotation, molecular function: actin filament binding. Gene Ontology annotation, cellular component: postsynaptic density; cortical actin cytoskeleton; site of polarized growth.